GGGGGCAGACUUACACUCUAAGUCGUUCGAUUCUUGCAUUGGCAUUGACAAAUGAUCAGGAUGUCAAAGUGGUGGUGACAUUUGAUGAAAACGAUGAUGAACCUCGUUACGUAGAUUUCACCAUGAGGACAUCAUCAACAAGAGAGACUUCAGCUCCUACCACGAAUAAACCAGUUACGGCUGGUACGACACCAACCACUGCUCCUCCAGCAACCACUGCUCCUCAAGCAACCACUGCUCCUCCAGCAACCGCUGCUCCUCCAGCAACCACUGCUCCUCAAGCAACCACUGCUCCUCCAGCAACCACUGCUCCUCAAGCAACCACUGCUCCUCCAGCAACCACUGCUCCUCAAGCAACCACUGCUCCUCAAGCAACCACAGCUCCUCAAGCAACCGCUGCUCCUCCAGCAACCACUGCUCCCCUCUCUACCACUGCUCCUCCAGCAACCACUGCUCCUCCAGCAACCACUGCUCCUCAAGCAACCACUGCUCCUCAAGCAACCACUGCUCCUCCAGCAACCACUGCUCCUCAAGCAACCACUGCUCCUCAAGCAACCACUGCUCCUCAAGCAACCACUGCUCCUCCAGCAACCACUGCUCCUCAAGCAACCACUGCUCCUCCAGCAACCACUGCUCCUCAAGCAACCACUGCUCCUCCAGCAACCACUGCUCCUCAAGCAACCACUGCUCCUCCAGCAACCACUGCUCCUCAAGCAACCACUGCUCCUCCAGCAACCACUGCUCCUCAAGCAACCACUGCUCCUCCAGCAACCACUGCUCCUCCAGCAACCACUGCUCCCCUCUCUACCACUGCUCCUCAAGCAACUGCAGCUCCUCAAGCAACCUCUGCUCCUCCAGCAACCACCAACAACUUCGAUGGACUCAUGUGCAGCAUAUCACCACAGUCUGGGACAAUCUUGGAUGCUUUCAAUAUAAUUUGCAAUACGGAAAAUCCUUGUUCCACUUGUCAUUAUUGUUUUAAGACUCAUGAGGGUAAGCAUCUGCGUUGCAGUAAGGACAAUGAAGUGAAGUCCAUCUUCCUUCCUCUUGGAGACAGCAGUUCCAACUACAACGUGAUUAUCAAAGCCACUGCAAAAAGUGGCAACUUUGAAGCUAGCACCACUAUAACCACACAGGUGUGGGAUUUCCCAGAGAACUCGAGCUCUUCAGUGGAUGAUCUUAAGAAUGCAGUGAAGAAUGCUGAAGAUCAGCUAAAGGAAGAAGGUCUGCUGUCAGGCUCAACAAUGGCACAAAUCAUAACAUCCGUUUCUCAAAAACUCAACGGUCAAUCAGAUGAAUCAACAAAAGCUGAGAGACAAAAGCUUCGCGAGCAGAUGCUGGGCACAAUAACUUCCGUGGUAGGAAAAGUUCCCGCUAACACUCCAGAGGAGGUUCAGGUGGUGGCCAGGAGCCUUACAGCCCUCACCCAGGAAGCCUCUGAGCUCAGCCCUUCAGCCCAGGAAGAGGCUUCAUUGUUUCUUGGGGACCUCAGCUCAUCUCUCCUCAACAUGGAAGUGAACAGUAGUGAGGAAAUACAACUUGCCGCCAGUGCUGUUGUACAGGGAGCAGGAAACAUCCUGGAUUAUUCUUCCAAUAAAAACGUCUCUGAUGUCCUUCUUGUUGCUCUGACCGACACGCAGAGUGCCCUGUUAAAAUUCAAAGAUGUUAACGAAGGGCCAACUAUCAUCCAAGAGGCUCAUAUAAAGAUGUCCGUUAAUAGGGUGACACCAGAAAGUUUACACAACACAUCUGUAAAUAUCCCCAACUGCUCCAGCGCUGCAUUCUCUCUCCCAAUUCUACUGGCGGAUAUAUUACCUUCAGAUGGCAUAGUGGAUAUACGCAUGAUGAGCUUAAAUAAAAACCCCUUUUCCUGGAACGAGAGAGGCAACAUAAGUGGCUUGAUAGGCUCUCUAUCCCUCACAACAAAAGAUGGUUCUGCUAUCCCUGUGGAGAACCUGAGCGAGGACAUUGAGGUCAGUGCACCAGCAGCGCAGCAUCCUCACAGAAUAGAUCUAUAAUGUGCUUUUAUGUCAAGAGCAUGUACUCUUUUCUAUACCUUCUGCAGACUGCACUUUCAACAGCAUGAUGCAAAAGGGAGCGUGUACAAGACGGAGCACUCUGUGAAAUGAGAGCUGUUUCUUAAUAAUGGACAGUGCACAUAUAGUGUCAAAAUGCAAUUCAAUUAAGCACCAUCAGCCAUUUUUCAUGAAAACAUUUCACAAGUAAAGGACAUUUUGUUAAGAAUUCCCUUUUUACAGCCUCAUUUAUGUUUCAGUAAUAUAAUUUACGUACUGUAUGUGCUCUGCCAUCUCAUCAUCAGUGUGAUUAAACAGGACAAUGAAAUGACGGAUAUAAAUAGCGAUGAGAAAGUGACACACAGAUCUCAGAACAGUUCACAUACAUCCAUUAAUAAAUAUAAGAUCUUUUACUGUUAUCGCCGCUUCAUUUAAUAAUCUGCAUGCACCAUGUUCUUUUACAUGGUCUAGCAUGAUUGGCUGUAAUUACCAACGUGACGUGAGCUCUUCCCGGAAGCGAUUCUUCCUCUACAUUACAACUCAACGUUCUCCUCGCAAUGAGCAGAUCAUUCAGGCUAGAGUA
This is a messenger RNA of Acanthopagrus latus (yellowfin seabream), 2598 nucleotides long. RefSeq names its product flocculation protein FLO11-like. The record is from RefSeq and is a predicted model, not a curated record. The transcript is spliced from 9 exons. The coding region runs from base 123 to 2018 and encodes 631 amino acids. Lineage: Eukaryota; Metazoa; Chordata; Actinopteri; Spariformes; Sparidae.